Marmota flaviventris (yellow-bellied marmot) is the source of this 2859-nucleotide messenger RNA. It is a transcript of the gene Ap1ar, whose product is annotated as adaptor related protein complex 1 associated regulatory protein. The record is from RefSeq and is a predicted model, not a curated record. Gene Ontology annotation, molecular function: AP-1 adaptor complex binding; kinesin binding. Gene Ontology annotation, cellular component: endosome. NCBI's taxonomy places the organism in Eukaryota, Metazoa, Chordata, Mammalia, Rodentia, Sciuridae. Gene Ontology annotation, biological process: negative regulation of cell motility; negative regulation of substrate adhesion-dependent cell spreading; regulation of Arp2/3 complex-mediated actin nucleation.
GCACGACUCCCAAGGACUGGCCUACUGCGGCGGCCGGAGGCGGUCACUCGUCUUGGGCUGGGGGCUGAGGCGAGAAGGCCAUGCUGCUGGCCAGGCAGUCGAAACCCCGCAGCCCGGCGCUCCUCUCUCGCGCGGCCACGGCUUGGGGGCCUCUGGACUAACCGCCGCCUUUGUUCCGAGCGCCUCGUCCCUCCCGUUGCCCCAGCCCCUCACGCUGCCGCGCUCCGGCCGGCCCGCCCUAGCUCCCUGAACCCACCUUCGGCUCGUGCCGCGCGGAUGCGGCUGCCGGGCCUGGGUUUGGGCUUUGAGCGGGAGGAGGAGGAGCAGCGGCGGCACCUGGGCGGCAUGCGAUGGGGAACUGCUGCUGGACGCAGUGCUUCGGGCUGCUCCGCAAGGAAGCGGGGCGGCUGCAGCGUGUAGGAGGCGGCGGAGGAUCCAAGUAUUUUAGAACAUGCUCAAGAGGUGAGCACUUAACUAUAGAGUUUGAGAAUCUAGUAGAAAGUGAUGAAGGGGAGAGCCCAGGAAGCAGUCAUAGGCCUCUUACAGAAGAAGAAAUUGUCGAUCUACAAGAGCGGCAUUAUGAUUCUAUUGCUGAAAAACAGAAAGAUCUUGAUAAGAAAAUCCAAAAAGAGUUAGCCAUACAAGAAGAGAAGUUAAGACUAGAAGAAGAAGCUUUAUACGCUGCACAGCGUGAAGCAGCCAGGGCAGCAAAGCAGCGAAAGCUCUUGGAGCAAGAAAGGCUGAGAGUUGUGCAGCGGUAUCAUCCUUCUAGUAAUGGAGACUAUCAAAGUUCAGGACCAGAAGAUGACUUUGAAUCUUGUAUGAGAAAUGUAAAGUCUCAAUAUGAAGUUUUUCGAAGCAGCAGACUGUCAUCAGAUGCCACAGUAUUGACACCAAAUACAGAAAGCAGCUGUGAUUUAAUGACCAAAACUAAAUCAACUAGUGGAAAUGAUGACAGUACAUCCUUAGAUCUUGAGUGGGAAGAUGAAGAAGGCAUGAAUAGAAUGCUUCCAAUGAGAGAGCGUUCCAAAACGGAGGAAGACAUUCUCCGGGCAGCACUUAAGUGUAGCAGCAAGAAGACUGGAAGUAACCCCACAUCAGCCUCUGAUGAUUCCAACGGACUAGAGUGGGAAAAUGAUUUUGUCAGUGCCGAAAUGGAUGAUAAUGGCAACUCCGAGUAUUCUGGAUUUGUAAAUCCUGUAUUAGAACUGUCUGAUUCUGGCAUGAAGCAGUCUGAUAUAGGUCAACAGACUCGAUAGGGUGAAAUUGUGUAACCUGAUUAUCCCAGUUAUGACCAAAUGUUAAAAACCAACUAGAAUGUAUAAAUGAUUGCAUUGCGCCUUUUUGUAAAGAGGAGGUUAGAAACCACAGUGUAAAUGAUUAUUUUGUUAGAAAGGAAUAGGAAUGAUAGAUCUGAAUUGCUUCAGAAUUAAGUGCAAUUUUAUCAUCUGCCUUCUGCUUUUCAAGACCUAUUUAAUGGUUUUGUCAUGUUAUCAAUUUCCUUUAUUUUAACUCGUUAUAGCAUUCCUGUUUACUCUUAUAGAUUUACAUAUUUUAAAAAUGUUCAUUACUUUUACUUCAAAUGCUUUACUAAUAAGCCUAUUCCAUUACUGUGAAAAUAUUAAAAGUAUUUUUUGUUAAUUCUCAGCAGAUGUGAAGGGAGCAUGACCAGGGAUUGUCAGAUUUAGAACAGUAUCCAUUUUCCAGCAUUAUUUACUUCUAUGACUUCUUUGGAUUUUAUUAACUAGUAUUAAGCACAAUUAAUUUGCAUAGAUGACCCUAAGAAAUGCUGAAAUAUCAGUUUCUUUCUGUAUUUAUUGUAUAACUAGUAUGAUGAUCUUGAUUCAAUCUGAACAAAAGAUAAAAACAAACUUUCAGAGUUUGGACAUUUAAAUUGGUAAUAAAAAAUGAUAUUUAAGGAAAUAUGUAUAAUUUAGGUUUUUCACUUCCUUUUACAUGCUACUAUAUUGACUUUAAAUUGAUAUAUUAAGUUUUUAGGUGUCAUUAUUUUUUAAAAUUCUAUAUUUCCAAUGAAUGAUCUUAGAUUUUACAGAACAUUCUCUGAAUGAUUUAAGAAAAGGAAACAUAAAAAGAGUAAUACGGGUAUUUCAAAGUAAAUAAAAUCCUUUCUGGUAUGAAAGGUUCUAUUGAUUUUAUUACACUUUUCUUUGCCUUGUAGUACAAGGUACUUCAAUGGGAUGGAACUAAGUCUAUCAAUAUGUAUAUAUAUAUAACUGCAUUUUGUGAUAGUUAACUUUCCUUCUCAUUGAAAUUUGUGUAUCAAUAUCAAAAGCCAGGGAUAUAAAACAUUCCCUAAUUGCUUUCUUUGAUUUUGCUGAGGAUGGAGUAUGAUUUAAUAACAAACCAAUUCUUUUUUUCCUUAGUGUAUUUUUCUUUUCUUUUUCUUGCAACACGUGCAUGUUCUCAAAAAUAUAGGAAGGUCCAGAUAUAAAUAGUAACUUAAAGUUCCUGCUGUAUUUAAAAAAAAAAAAAAAAAUCAUGUGGUCCUUUCAAUAUUUGAACUGCUAGGCAAUGAAUCUGUAGUUUUUUGUCCUUUUUUUAAUCUCAUAGAAAUAAAUAUGAUAAUUUAAUAUGUAAAUAUAAUACAUUAGGAAAUGCUUUUAUGUACAUCUGUCAAUAUAAUUUGAGUUGUAGCUAUGUCAUUGAAAAUAUUUUAAAGGUACUCUAUAUUCACAUUGCCUGUGUUAAUGCUUUUUAAAGUUUAUAUACAUCAGAUGUAUAUUUUUGGUUUGGCAUAAGCUACUAUUGUAAUUUUUCUUGGCUUUUUGUUCAUAAAAAAUUUUCUGAAGGAAUGGUAACUUCUCAAGGAUUGUGAAUAAACACAUUUUUACAUUUAAA